Eurypyga helias (sunbittern) is the source of this 1043-nucleotide messenger RNA. RefSeq names its product protein kinase, cGMP-dependent, type I (gene PRKG1). The transcript is spliced from 7 exons. NCBI's taxonomy places the organism in Eukaryota, Metazoa, Chordata, Aves, Eurypygiformes, Eurypygidae. The annotation marks the transcript as partial. The record is from RefSeq and is a predicted model, not a curated record. Gene Ontology annotation, molecular function: ATP binding; cGMP-dependent protein kinase activity. Gene Ontology annotation, biological process: protein phosphorylation.
GCUCUACAGGACUUUCAAGGACAGCAAGUACCUGUACAUGCUGAUGGAAGCCUGUCUAGGUGGAGAGCUCUGGACGAUUCUCAGGGACCGAGGUUCGUUUGAGGAUUCAACGACCAGGUUUUACACAGCAUGCGUGGUCGAAGCUUUUGCCUAUUUGCAUUCCAAAGGGAUCAUUUAUCGGGACCUCAAGCCAGAAAACCUCAUUCUGGAUCACCGAGGUUAUGCCAAACUGGUCGAUUUUGGCUUUGCAAAGAAAAUAGGAUUUGGAAAGAAAACAUGGACUUUUUGUGGAACCCCGGAGUACGUAGCCCCCGAGAUCAUCCUGAAUAAAGGUCACGACAUUUCGGCAGACUACUGGUCACUGGGAAUCUUAAUGUAUGAACUCCUGACUGGCAGUCCCCCUUUCUCAGGCCCAGACCCCAUGAAGACCUACAACAUCAUAUUAAGGGGAAUAGACAUGAUUGAAUUUCCAAAGAAGAUUGCCAAAAAUGCUGCUAAUUUAAUUAAGAAACUAUGCAGGGACAAUCCAUCAGAAAGAUUAGGGAACUUGAAAAACGGAGUGAAAGAUAUCCAAAAGCACAAAUGGUUUGAAGGCUUUAACUGGGAAGGGUUACGGAAAGGGACACUGACACCUCCUAUAAUACCAAGUGUUGCAUCUCCAACAGACACAAGCAAUUUUGACAGCUUCCCGGAGGACAGUGAUGAACCACCCCCUGACGACAACUCAGGAUGGGACAUAGAUUUUUAAUGUAUUUCUCUUACCUGCUUCUGCCUUGCUGAAGACAGCUUCCUGGGACAUGGCUGCCAGCGAAACCGAAAGAAUUGGGGAGGAUUAGCGCUCGGGGUCACCAUGAUGCCUUGAUUGAUGCUGCUACAGUAACUACAGUGGCAUUAGGACUUAUUGCUUAGAUGACAAUAGUGCUCUUCAUGUUUUAUGUUCGAACUUAAAAUAGCAGUUGACAUGGUGGUCCUGACGCAAAGCCUUUCACCAGUAAAGAAAUAUGUUUUCUAUCACUGCGACGAUCUUGCUACACUCUUAAUUA